AUGCGGAAUCCUUCACUCGAGACGGGACGGUCGUCUGAACACCAGGACCAACCACAUGUAGCACAACCGGAUGUUGAAAUUCGCAGGGGUCCUUCGAAGAACCUAGACGAACCACCACUAAAACCCCGUGAGGUUUCUGAAAACACAAAGGCCAAAAGAGUUCGAACGGGCUGUCUGACCUGUCGAGAGCGUCAUUUGAAAUGCGAUGAAACCUUACCAAGAUGCCAAAAUUGCUCAAAAUCCGGAAGAGUAUGCAAGCGUGGCAUACGCCUCAAUUUCAUCGAUACGCAAACAGUGUCUCCUCCUUAUGAUGUUACCCCACCACCUGGUACUCGUUUCAAUUUCCAGGACGAGUCGAGAGAAAUUGCGUCCGAAUAUGUUGGGGGUUACGAGAGAUACCCUACUUUGAAUCAUCAUAGCGAGAACCCCAAAGAAACCACCUCUCAAUUCGAUCUAUCCGAUAUUUUAAAUGCGCCUGUACUCCAACGACAACCUUUGCCGGCAUCGCCUCCUAUUCUUCCGUCCUACUCCGGUGCUAACCAUCAUGAAAUACAUGAGCCUCUUUUCAACAAUACGCAGUACACUACGCAGUCUUUUAUUCAACAAUCUAAUUUCCUGCCGAAGCCUUCAGUGUCGUCUUCCGACACACGCCCCUAUCUCAACAGUCCCGAGGAAGUUCUUCUUAUGCAAGUCUUUGUGGAGGAAGUAGGUUUAUGGAUGGACUCGAUGAAUAUCCACUGCCAUUUUACACAAAAACUACCUCUUCGUGCGCUUAGCGAGCCCAUGCUCCUUAACGCCAUGAUGGCAUGUGGGGCGCAACAUCUUCAUCUUGUCAAUGCGUCUUUCAGUGAGGAUAGAGCACUUCAUUAUUAUAACACUGCAUCUCGGGAAUUAAUGACACAUUUGAAAAAUCCGGAUAGGGACUCUGUUCUCUGUGCCAUUGCUGCCGUCAUCCUGAAUUCUUACGAACUGAUGUGCAAAGACCCAAUGCAGCGAAUGAAUCAUAUUGCUGGUGCUAGAGCCCUCAUCAAGGAGUGUCGGUGGGAUGGCAAGGCUUCUGGGAUAGGCAACGCUUGUUUCUGGCUGAAUGUUGGUGUGGAGUUAUUGAGCUGUCUUCAUUUUAAUUGGCAGAUGGCCUGGAAUCCUGAUUCUUGGGGUAUGGACAUGGAAUCAGAACUUACCCCUUCGCAAAGUCUAUUCGGCGAUGAAGAGCUGUGGACACAUAGAAUGGUCUAUAUUUGUGCGAAGGUGGCUAACUUCCGGGCAAGCAUUCCUGAAUUUCAAGAGCUAGAUCGUCAUACACAUCAGAUGCGAAUUCAGCAGCGUUGCCAUGAAUGGAAUACUUAUCAAAGGUGGUGCGAUGAAUGGGCGAAAUGUGUACCGCAUUCGAUGAUGCCCAUGGGCUACCUUCAAUCAUGGCAAACAACAUCGAAAUCGGCAUUCCCGGAGAUCUGGCUUAUCAAGCGACCUGCAAUCGUCGGUCGUCUCUUUUAUCAUACUGCCUGUGUUCUUUUGGCUAAAAUACACCCAAUUGAACCAGAAUUCAGUCCAGAAAUGCGGGAUAAGCAACAAAGGCAUGCUUAUGAUAUUUGCGGCAUUGUUGCGCAUGUCAAAGACCGUGGAGUUGCUACGAUGUCAAUUCGUUGUCUUGCAAUUGCUGCAGAGUGUCUGGUUUCUCGUGAUGCCCAACAAGAAUUACUAGACAUUCUCGACAAAAUCAUCAAGGAGGCCGGUUGGCGUAUUGACUUUCUAAAAAGCGAGCUACAAGAAAAAUGGGGAUGGCACCAGUCCGAAACCAGAGGCUCUACUCCCAUAAGUAGCAAUCUAUUGCUAAAUUCUGAGACAGCAACGUCUUCCACACAUCCGAAGCUACCUUCUGGAAUAGUCAACCCCACGAUGGCAGCAGCUGACUUUUCUAUGGCAAAUCAUCCAUACCAGGACUAUUAUGUUGCCCCGCACACUCAUACUAAUGAUUACCAUUACCUUCAUACUAACUAA
Messenger RNA from Talaromyces proteolyticus, 1998 nucleotides. Its product is annotated as putative C6 transcription factor. Gene Ontology annotation, biological process: positive regulation of transcription by RNA polymerase II. Gene Ontology annotation, molecular function: DNA-binding transcription factor activity, RNA polymerase II-specific; transcription cis-regulatory region binding; zinc ion binding. The coding region runs from base 1 to 1998 and encodes 665 amino acids. The record is from RefSeq and is a predicted model, not a curated record. The transcript has 4 exons. Lineage: Eukaryota; Fungi; Ascomycota; Eurotiomycetes; Eurotiales; Trichocomaceae. Gene Ontology annotation, cellular component: nucleus.